This is a messenger RNA of Sorex araneus (European shrew), 339 nucleotides long. RefSeq names its product ral-GDS-related protein-like. Gene Ontology annotation, molecular function: guanyl-nucleotide exchange factor activity. NCBI's taxonomy places the organism in Eukaryota, Metazoa, Chordata, Mammalia, Eulipotyphla, Soricidae. Gene Ontology annotation, biological process: small GTPase-mediated signal transduction. The transcript is spliced from 4 exons. The record is from RefSeq and is a predicted model, not a curated record. The coding region runs from base 40 to 339 and encodes 99 amino acids.
GGGCCCUUCCUCCAGGAGCUGGAGAGUCUGGACAGAGAAAUGGAGGAUUUUGGGGGGGAGGUGAUCAACAAGGAGAAAUUAACAAAGGAAACUAAAAUCCUCCAGGAGAUUGUUCUGCUCCAGGAGGCCGCAGAGAACUACCGCCUGCAGCCCCACGACCAGUUUCUCACCUGGUUCCAGGACCUGGAGCUGAUCUCCAUGGAGGAAAGCUUCGUCCUGUCCUUCCAGCGGGAGCCCCCGUUUGAGGCAUUCUUCUACCACCUCCGCCAGGAAGGAGCUUCACUGGAAGCCACUGUCCACCCUUACUUUAACAUAUCCUUCAAUUGUGCUUGUGUUUAA